CGAGAGCUCCUCAUUUGCGAAUGGACCAAACUGCGCAUGUCAAACUGGGAUGUUUGGUUUCGUCGCAUGUUUGAUGACGUCUUCUCUCGACUCGAGAAUUUGCAGAUGCCAACAAGGCCUUAAAGUGAACUUUUUUGAAUCCGAUGUCCGUCCUUGAAUUGAUUAAGCCAGUUUGACGCGAAGCCGCUUCGGGCGGAAUUAAGACCGUAUGAGGCUUAGGUGUGGAAUACUCCAAACCUACAGCCAGAGACAGCAGCAAGCCUAAGCAGCUAGCUUGCUGCUAGCUCAGAGAGGCAGAGAAAGAGGAAAAGAGUUGAAACAGCGGGCGCAAUAGACAGACAAAAGACAGAAGUCAUGACGUCUCGAAGGUGGUUCCAUCCCAACAUCACUGGUGUGGAAGCUGAGAACCUGCUACUGACUCGAGGAGUGGAUGGCAGCUUCCUGGCACGUCCCAGUAAGAGUAACCCUGGGGACUUCACUCUGUCCGUCAGACGGAAUGGAGCAGUCACUCACAUCAAGAUCCAGAACACUGGGGACUACUAUGAUCUCUACGGUGGCGAGAAGUUUGCCACUCUGGCAGAGCUUGUUCAGUAUUACAUGGAGCACCACGGGCAGCUGAAGGAGAAGAACGGUGAUGUCAUCGAGCUGAAGUAUCCACUUAACUGUGCAGACCCAACAUCUGAGAGGUGGUUCCAUGGCCACCUCUCAGGUCGUGAGGCAGAGAAGCUGCUGACAGAGAAAGGCAAGAAUGGCAGCUUCCUGGUCCGUGAGAGUCAAAGCCACCCGGGGGACUUUGUGCUGUCCGUGCGCACUGGUGAUGACAAGACGGAUGGCAGUGACGGCAAGCCCAAGGUCACCCAUGUCAUGAUCCGGUGCCAGCAUGACAUGAAGUAUGAUGUCGGAGGUGGAGAGAAGUUUGAUUCCCUCACAGACCUGGUGGAACAUUACAAGAAGAACCCAAUGGUGGAAACACUGGGCACUGUUCUGCAGCUCAAACAGCCCCUGAACACAACGCGUAUCAAUGCUGCUGAGAUUGAGAGUCGGGUACGAGAGCUGAGUAAGCUGGCAGAGACCACUGACAAGGUCAAACAGGGCUUCUGGGAGGAGUUUGAGACCCUGCAGCAGCAGGAGUGCAAGCUGCUGUAUAGCCGUAAGGAGGGCCAGCGCCCGGAGAACAAGAACAAGAAUCGGUACAAGAACAUCUUGCCUUUUGAUCAUACACGUGUGGUACUCAGUGAUGGCGAUUCAAAUGAACCUGGGUCCGAUUACAUCAAUGCAAACAUCAUCGUGGCGGCUGUGGAUUCAAAGUGUAACAAUAGCAGGGUGAAGAAGGGAUACAUUGCCACGCAAGGGUGCCUGCAGAACACUGUGAGCGACUUCUGGAGAAUGGUUUAUCAGGAGAACUCUCACGUCAUCGUCAUGACCACCAAGGAGGUGGAGAGAGGCAAGAGUAAAUGUGUGAAGUAUUGGCCAGAUGUGUCGGCACUUAAGGAGUAUGGAGCCAUGCGUGUCCGAAACGUGAAGGAAGUGUUGGCACACGACUACAUCCUGCGUGAGCUGAAGCUGUCCAAGGUUGGGCAGGGCAACACAGAGCGUACUGUGUGGCAGUACCACUUCCGUGCCUGGCCGGACCAUGGCGUGCCCACUGACCCUGGAGGUGUGUUGGACUUCCUGGAGGAAGUGAACUUGAGGCAAGAAAGCAUACUGGAGGCAGGGCCCAUAAUUGUGCAUUGCAGUGCCGGUAUUGGGCGAACUGGGACGUUUAUAGUGAUUGACAUCCUUAUCGAUGUGAUUAGAGAAAAAGGGGUGGACUCUGACAUUGAUGUGCCAAAGACCAUCCAGAUGGUGCGGUCACAGCGCUCUGGGAUGGUGCAGACAGAGGCACAGUACCGCUUCAUCUAUAUGGCCGUGCAGCACUACAUUGAGACGCUGCAGCGUCGCAUUGAAGAGGAGCAGAAAAGCAAAAUUAAAGGCAGAGAGUAUACCAACAUCAAAUACUCUCUCUCUGAUCUGACUGGCGGAGACCAGAGUCCCUUACCUCCAUGUACCCCAACCCCCCUCUGUGCUGACUUGUGUGAGGACAGCUCGCGUGUGUACGAAAACGUUGGGCUGAUGCAGCCUCCCAAGGGCCACAGAUGAGAUUGAUUGAUUGCUUGUGGGCCAGUUAGACGUAAAACCUGCAGAAGUCUAUUUUUAGCCUGAGACAUUAUGGAAAGAAAUGGACAUCAAGUUGUGGAAACUCCUGGACUGUUGAAGUUUGUCCAUCUUUGUCAUCUAAACUUAAUCCUUUGUCAAAAACCACUGUGACCAUUAUGAAGCUUUAUCUCUUGAGUUGGAAUAGAUUCUGUUCCCUAUUUUUUAGGAUAUUUCCUGAAAUGCCUUGGCUCAUAAAAAAGAGGUCUCUAUCAUUAGACCUUGUCUGCUGCUUGCAGACUGAAUGAAGCACUUUUUGUCAGCUUCUGAUCUUUACGUUUUGUCAACGCUUCUGCAUUUUUUUUUUUUUUUUUUGAAAUCCAGUGAUGGAUGACACAUUACAAGUUUGCAGCCAAGCAGCAAGGAUCAGAUGGAAUUGGACUGUGCCAAAGAUACUAUUAGCCAAACUCGCUCCACCUGCCUACACUUUCUGCCUUGGCUCUUUUAUGAAUAGUGUUUAAAAAAAAAAACAAAGGGAUUCUAUUAAGCAUUAAGGGAUGCUUGUCCUCAUUUUUAUACCCCUACGCAAAUGCAGUAAGAAUGUAUUUUUCCUAGAUUUGCAUUCAUAUUGAAGCACAGCAUCCUAUAUAACCUGCCUUUAUAAAAAAAUACAUGUUGCAUUUGUCCUAGAUGUUUUCUUUUAAAAGGCUUUUCUUACUGCUUUUCAGCACUAGUGAAAGAUUUCAGACAGGUUUCAUAGCUGUUAAAGUGGAUCUGUGUUCUAGUCCUAAAGGCCUGCAGGUCGUACCCUGCAGCAAGGUACAUAACUUAGAUUGCUGCAGUAAAGACAUCCAAUUGUAUUAAUAGAUGAAGUAUGAAACUCUAUUCUAGGUUGCUGAGAUUAAAAUCAUCUGCUAAACCACAUGCCUGUAAGAGCCCAUUUCCAGCAGCUUUUGGCUAGCAGCCAUUUCAGAGGUCAUCGUCUUCAAAGAAUUGCAAGCUGGAAACUACAUUGGAGGAUACAACUGGCUUGGUUGUUCCGUAUGUUUUAACGAUGUGACCUGUUUGACUUGGAGGCUUUAGUUUAACCUCAGAAGUAAGGUAAUAUUUUUAAGUGAUAUAAUGAUGGUUAAAAAUGUUGUUGCAGGUGAAUACCAAGGCCACACCUGCAGUGGAUAUUCCUUAAUGAAUUACUUGAAUGACAGUCUUGAUAACAGGCACAGCACCAUUUUUCUGUUCUGGGAAUCAGUUUGGUUUCUCCACCUAGCUAGUAUGCCUUGUCAGAAUCAGUGGAAAGCUGUGUUUCACUUACAGACAGUAUGUUUUACAUAUAAAAUUAAAACUACUACAGUAUUUUAAGUAAUAACCAUAUAUUUAAUUUAACGGUUGAGUUGUCUCCUAUUUGCUUUAUUGAGUUAAAGUACCUGUCCACUGUGUUUCAGGUGGAAUGCAAGCAUUUGAACCUUUUGUCAUUUGCUUUGUUAAUUGGCUGUAUUUGGUUAUAAGACUGUCCAGAUGUGUACACAAUCUGGAAGAGAUGCUGUGUUGCACAGUUGUGAUUUAUAGAAGGUAAAGAAACUGAAGCAGUCUGUCAAUGAGCCAAGCUGUUUUUGUGUGUGUGUGUGUGUGUGUGUGUGUGUGUGUGUGUGUGUGUGCGCGCGCGUGCGCGCGCGCAUUUGUUUUAAAAUGUGGGUCUUCAUCUUCAUUGACUUCCUUAAUCGUGAUCCUGGGUUUCAGAUCUUCAACUUUAUUAUUUCCUAAAUGUUUAGCCAAGUCAUAAAUUUAUUUUUAUGGUAUAAGUGUAUGUCCCCUCCUCUUGCAUAUUUCUCUGAUCAGUGCAUUGUUUUUUGGAAUUGUAACCAUUGUUAUAAAAACAGAGCUCACUGAAUUUUCUUACUCUGGGUAACAUAAAUCGUGAAACUGGCUCAUUUGCAAUAACCAGAAUGUAUUUUAUAACAAUGCACAUCAAUUACCAUAGGAUAAACGUCAUUGUCAGUCAGGUAUGCCAUGUGUUAAAUUCUUCAGUUCAUUUUUGGACUGGAACUUAGAUGCUUUUUUGUUGGAUAUUAUGCCAUUUUUGCCUAAAUAAACGAUAACUUUUUUUAUCAACAAUAAAUCUGAAAA
Molecule: messenger RNA, 4257 nt
Organism: Scleropages formosus (Asian bonytongue)
Lineage: Eukaryota; Metazoa; Chordata; Actinopteri; Osteoglossiformes; Osteoglossidae
Product: tyrosine-protein phosphatase non-receptor type 11-like
Exons: 16
Coding region: 355-2139 (594 amino acids)
Biological process (GO): positive regulation of ERK1 and ERK2 cascade; protein dephosphorylation
Cellular component (GO): cytoplasm
Molecular function (GO): receptor tyrosine kinase binding; non-membrane spanning protein tyrosine phosphatase activity; cell adhesion molecule binding
Source: RefSeq, a predicted model, not a curated record